CGAGUGAUCAAGUAGUCGCCAUUUUCUGUGCAGGCCGCGUCAGAGACUGGAGAUGUGGGACCAGGGAGGGCAGCCCUGGCAACAAUGGCCUCUGAGUCAGCAGCAGUGGAUGCAGUCAUUCCAGCAUCAGCAAGAUCCAGGACAGGUGGACUGGGCGGCUUUAGCUCAGGCAUGGAUUGCGCAGAAGGAGUCGAGCGGCACUUCGAUGGAGCAGCAGCAGCAACAGCAGCCGCCUCCUAACGGACAGGAUGUCGCUGGACUCGACGCUCAUAACAAUCACACCAACUUUCAGAAUGACUCCAGCUUUAACAGGAUGUGGCAGCCAGAAUGGGGGAUGCACAGCCAACCUCCUCCUCCUCCUCCUCCUCCUCCUCCCCCUCCUCCUGCAGAUCAGACGUGGAUUCCUCCAGCUCCAGCACCAAUGGACAUUGUAAAUCCAUCCGAGGACAGUAACAGCCAGGACAGCGCCGAGUUCACCAACGACCCACAUCACGUCUUCAGCCAGAACAGUCAUGGGUUCAACAGUGGGCCCGAACACUACCCCGUCACUCCAAUGCCAGUCAACCAGUUUGAUUAUCAGCAUGGCGCAUUUGGCCCUCCUGGCGCUGGGUUUCCCCCACCAUUUUGGCCCGAUGGCCCCCAAAACAGGCGAGACAGGAUGCCAGGAUUCAGACCGGACCGACCCAGAUCACCCGGGCAAAUGGGCAUCAAAACAGAAGCGCCAGUUAUUGAUGCAGUGAAAAGGCGCACUCUGCCUGCAUGGAUUCGAGAAGGCCUUGAGAAAAUGGACCGAGAGAAGCAGAAGAAGCUGGAGAAGGAGAGGAUGGAGAAAGAGCGUGCAGACGUGGCUCACGAUGAAAAAGACAACAAUGCAGCAGAGGAGGAGGGAGACGGAGUUCGGGUGCCACGCAAGAGCAAGUUUGAAAGUGAUGAGGAAGGUGAUGAGGGUGAAGAUGCAGAGGAAAAUGUUAUGGUGAAACUUCCAUCACCUGUACAUGAGGAGCAGAGCGAACCAGAAAUGACGGAAGAGGAGCGAGAGUUUCAGCUGAUGCAGUUGACCAAAACACUUCUGACCGAAGUUCUGCUCGAGGUGACGAAUGAAGAAAUCAUUCGCGUGGCCUUAGAGACGCAUCGCAAAGCCAGCAAAGCUCCUGCAAAACAGCUGGCACAGUCCAGUGCACUGGCUUCUCUCUCCUCCCUCGGCGGCCUCGGGGCAUAUGGAUCAGAUGAGAGCGACGAUGAGCGUAGCGUGAAGGGCUCGGACUCCUCUGAUACGGAUGAAGAGGAGCUGCGGCACCGGAUUCGCCAGAAACAGGACGCGUUUCGGCGCAAGGAGCAGGAAAGACAGGAGCUGGAGGAGCGUGUUAUUACUAACCCAGAACCCCCAGGCCUAGGGAGCAGGGAAAGGGAGCGAGAAAGUCAUGAGGAGGAACAGUCAGAUACCAAACACAAACAGGAAAUUAAAGACAGGGAGGUGGAGUUAGGCCACAGGUCAGAAGUUAGUGAGGUGAAGCAUUCAGGGUCACGCCGCAGCCGCACGUCCUCCUCCAGCUCGUCUUCCUCCUCUUCCGUGUCAUCAUCUUCAUCCUCCACGUCCUCUUCCUCUUCAUCCCGUUCUUCCUCUCCACGCAGGAAGAGGAGGCGCAGUCGCUCCGCUUCACGCGGGAAUCGCAGGCGCAGCCGCAGUCGCAGUCGGAGCUCCCGCAGGAAUCAUUCAGAACGCGGAGACAGGGAGAGGAGACGGAGCAGUCGGGACCGGAGUGCCGCUCGCUACAGGAAGCGCAGUCGCAGCCGUGAUAGACGGCGCAGCCGCAGCCACAGUCGAAGGAGGAGAACGAGAAGCAGAGACAGAGAGAGGAGGAAAGAGAGGAGCCCAAGCCAUGAGAAGGAGAAGAAGAAACGAGACAAGGAGCUAGAGAAAAAGAGAGACAAGCAAAAGGCGAGAGAGAAGGAAAGGGAAAAGGACAGGGAAAGGGAGCGAGAAAGGGAACGAGAGAGAGAUAGGGACAUUAGCUCAGCCAGAGAGGAAGAGAGCAGAUCAAAGAAGAAGCGGCGAGAGAGCGACACUAUUUCCCGACAGGAUAGCAGGUCUAGUAGAAAGAGUUCGAAUAGAUCAAACAGAAAGUACUCGGAUUCUGACUCCAGCAGGUCCCCGUCCCCUGAAAUUAGCAAAGGCAGAAAGUCUAAAAAAACCAAACGUAGUCGAUCAAGGUCAACGGAAAAAUCGCACAAGUCUGGUAAGAAGGCAAGCCGCAAACACAAGUCUAAAUCGCGAUCAAGGUCGAACUCCCCGAGCCGUCGCAGGCGCUGAGGAUUCCUGCGCUUUCUCACUUAUUUUAAAAUUCCAUGAGUUUAAAGGGCUUGUCUCGUUAUGGAGGCAGCGUUGUAGGUGAACUCUGCACUCAAACCCACACUGUAAAUAUGUGUUCAUUUUUAAGCAAUGUCUGUGAUAAGUUUUGAACAAUAAGGUUAAUUUGGCCUUAUGUUAUGAAAGACUCCGCAUUAGUAGUUGAUAUAGGAACUUGAAGCUGUAACAUUUUAAAGCCCUUAAAACGGUGAGAUAAUUAAUCUAAUGUAAAGUGUCCAAUAAAAUAAGAGUGCUUUUUUUCUGUUCA
Molecule: messenger RNA, 2615 nt
Organism: Neoarius graeffei (lesser salmon catfish)
Lineage: Eukaryota; Metazoa; Chordata; Actinopteri; Siluriformes; Ariidae
Gene: pnisr
Product: PNN-interacting serine/arginine-rich protein
Exons: 12
Coding region: 53-2311 (752 amino acids)
Cellular component (GO): presynaptic active zone; nuclear speck
Molecular function (GO): RNA binding
Source: RefSeq, a predicted model, not a curated record